This is a messenger RNA of Physella acuta, 390 nucleotides long. RefSeq names its product deoxynucleoside triphosphate triphosphohydrolase SAMHD1-like. Gene Ontology annotation, molecular function: dGTPase activity. NCBI's taxonomy places the organism in Eukaryota, Metazoa, Mollusca, Gastropoda, Physidae. Gene Ontology annotation, biological process: dGTP catabolic process. The record is from RefSeq and is a predicted model, not a curated record. Gene Ontology annotation, cellular component: nucleus.
AUCAAGUUUCAUGGAGGAAUGUGGAGAUGGUGUGUUCUUACUUGCUACACGAAAAAUUGCUAAGACAUGCAAGGCGAAGAAGUAGUUCACAGCUUCGAUAUUCCAAAUGAUCAAUGCAGUAAAAACAGAGCUCUCAGUAACACAAGAAUAGGCGAUUUUCUUAACGAUGUAGUUCCACAAAGUCACGUAUUUACACCAAGUCAACUUAAGGUAUACAACGACCCAGUCCACGGCCACAUCCAACUGAACCCUGCCUGUCAGUGUAUAGUGGACACGCCCCAGUUCCAGAGGCUGCGCUAUAUCAAGCAGCUUGGAUUGGUCUACUAUGUCUAUCCAGGGGCGGCACACAAUAGAUUCGAGCACUCAUUGGGGUUCAUAUUAGUUAAUUGA